GAGACCCAGGUAAAUUACCUGGGCAACAGGUGUCUAGCUGGGACAGACGCAAAAUGGCCAUACCACAGCCAGCAACUCCCAUUCGUCAGGGGGCGGACGACAGCUCCAAGCAGGUUUACGAGCGUCUGGAUGUGUACAUUCAGCCCUUGGUCAAAGACCGAUCGCAUGAGGCGCCCGAGCCAGCCCUACCACAAUACCAUCAUUCACAAGGAAACGACCCCAAUCAUCAGCAGCAGUAUGUACACCACAACUACCAAGCACAUCCACAGUAUGCUUCAGUCCCCAAUCAAAAAAAGGGUGGCCGGAGCAGGUCGGGAUGGCUUGUAUCCAUCCUGGCUGCUGUGUGUGCGGCUCUGAUCGCAGCCACCAUCACCGGAGUUGCCGUGUGGAAGGCGACCGAGUGCAAAGGCAGUUUGGGGACGUGUGAGGGCGGCGGUGGUGGUGGAGACGGCGGCGGACCCGGUGCAUCUCCUCCCGCUGAAGACAUGCCCACCGGCGGCGGACCCCGAAAGGCGAUCCGCCCAGCCUCGGGCCUUGCCGCUAUCGGAUGGAGGGUCAAAGACGAGACCUUUAUCCAGCUUGUCUACCAGGACUCCGACGAUAACCUCAGGACGAGUUGGUUCUCGUCCCUGUGGUCCAACUGGACUGCUCCCAGAAUUGUCCCACUAGUGAACAAAGAUGCCCACCAGCCCAAGUCUGGAACCCCUUUUGCCGUAAGCACGCUUUGGCGAUGGUCAGGUGUGGAAAAUGAAUGGGAGGCCCAAAACCAAAUGAACUACCUCUCCCCUACCGGCAUCGUUCUGGGCUACAACUUCCGCCUGGUCUGGCCCCUGGGCUUACCCGACAGCAUCACACAGAAGAGCUACAGCGCCUCGCCAAGCUCCAACCUCGCCUCCCUGUGGCCGUACAACUUUUACCAAGCCGGCAGCGAGAUCAGGCAGGUGCAGGAUGCAAGCGCCGCCAACGUCAAGCUGGAGGGCCUUUCCGACGCCGCGGGCGCCACCCCCUUGCUCGCGCUCCCCGUCGGCGCGACGCGCAACCCGGAAGAGCUGCGCCUCUUCUACCGCAACGGGAACGGCACGCUCUCGCUCUUUGAGCGCGACUCCCGCGGCAGCAGCACAGGCAACAGCGGUGCCCUGGCCGUCGACAUUCCCGCCGGCGCCGGGCUCGGGGGCUUCGCGACGGCCCGAAAGUCCAGCGGGCCGGGCAUCAACACGUUUGUGCUGUGGCAGGACGCUCUGCAAAGGGAAAACGGCGGCAUCAGGAUCAUGUCGCAGACGGACGGCGAGGGCGAGUGGAGGGGCCCGGUUUCCGACCCGGUGUUUUCGCGCGCCGACAUCAAUACACGCAUCGCUUGCGUCAACGAGGGCAUGGGGGCGGUCAACAACGAUGCCACGCAGACCAACGUCCGGUUGUCAAACAGCAGAGACUUGAACAGGUGUUAUUUUCAGGCCGAAGGCGGAAGGCUGAAGCAGGUACGCCAUGACGGGAAGAAAUGGAUCGACUUGGGGUUUGUGCCAAUGUAG
Pyricularia oryzae 70-15 is the source of this 1526-nucleotide messenger RNA. RefSeq lists its product as uncharacterized. Bases 54 to 1526 code for a protein of 490 amino acids. The record is from RefSeq and is a predicted model, not a curated record. The transcript has 3 exons. NCBI's taxonomy places the organism in Eukaryota, Fungi, Ascomycota, Sordariomycetes, Magnaporthales, Pyriculariaceae.